Messenger RNA from Saccharomyces paradoxus, 1569 nucleotides. RefSeq names its product putative mannosyltransferase (gene KTR5). NCBI's taxonomy places the organism in Eukaryota, Fungi, Ascomycota, Saccharomycetes, Saccharomycetales, Saccharomycetaceae. Gene Ontology annotation, biological process: cell wall mannoprotein biosynthetic process; protein N-linked glycosylation. The coding region runs from base 1 to 1569 and encodes 522 amino acids. Gene Ontology annotation, molecular function: alpha-1,2-mannosyltransferase activity. Gene Ontology annotation, cellular component: Golgi apparatus; membrane. The transcript has a single exon. The record is from RefSeq and is a predicted model, not a curated record.
AUGUUACUAGUAAGAAGGACGAUAAAUGCAUUUCUAGGAUGUAUCCAGUGCAAUCUUACGGUGAUCUGCAUACUGAUUGCUUUUGUCGUAACCAUGUGUGUAGUGUUUGUAUCUGAAUCUGCACCCGUGGAUGGAAUUAUGAACGCUUUUCUACCGUUUUCCAAGAUGGAUCUUGCUACGAAGAGGGACAGGCCUUUUUAUCCGAAUUGUGUGGAUACUCAGGAUUAUUUGUUGAAUCCAUCGUACACCAAGCAGAAUGCCUCGUUUGUCAUGCUAACUAGGAAUGGCGAAUUAGAAGAUGUUAUCAAGACUAUCAACAGCAUAGAAGAGCAUUUCAAUCAGUGGUUCCACUAUCCGUAUGUAUUUUUAAAUAACAAACCAUUUGAAGAGGACUUCAAAGCAAAAGUACGUGAUGUUACAAUGGGCGCAGGUGUAGAAUUUGGGACCAUCGAUGAGAUAUCUUGGAAUUUUCCUAGCAACGUAAAGGAUACGUUUGAGUUUUACAACGCCAUUGAGGAUCAAGGUGAUAGGAGCAUACUUUACGGAAGCUUGGAAUCAUAUCAUAAGAUGUGCCGGUUUUAUUCAGGAUUAUUUUACAAGCACCCGCUAAUACAGAAGUACGAGUGGUAUUGGAGGUUGGAACCCGAUGUGGAGUUCUUCUGUGAUAUUACCUACGAUCCCUUUUGGGAGAUGCUUCGAACUAAUAAGAAAUAUGGGUUCACGAUCAUUAUCCCCGAAUUGUACUGGACAGUUCCAAAUUUGUUUAGACACACUAAAACCUUUAUCAGUCAGAAAGGCGUUAAGCUCGGGUCAUUAUGGAAAUUAUUUACGAAGGACUACAACAUUUUUGAAUCCAAUGACGCAGAGUUACGGGAUUGGAUCAACCAUGAUCUUGAUGCCAAGGCUAAAGUGUCUGAAAAGGUAGCCAUCGAACAGCUGUUGAAAAAGGGGAAUGAUUUGGAAAAGAUAAAUGACGACAAAGAGGGAAUAAUGAACCUGAUAAAUAAGGCUCGCUCUAAAAAGCAUAUCGUAGAAGACAAAUUUUUCAAUGAAGAAUACAAUCUAUGUCAUUUCUGGAGUAAUUUUGAGAUUGCGCGGCUAAGCGUCUUCGAUAAUGACAUUUACAACAGUUUUUUCCAAUACUUGGAAGAAAGUGGCGGAUUUUGGAAGGAGAGAUGGGGGGAUGCUCCCGUCCAUUCUAUAGGACUGUCACUAACUCUGGAUCUAGACGAUGUACAUUACUUUAGGGACAUUGGAUAUAGACACUCCACAAUACAGCAUUGCCCUCAGAAUGCCUUGGGGAAUGAGGAAUUCCCUUACGUGGCUAGUAGCCGAAAAUCCAAACGUAAGAACGUAGUCUAUGACGAGGGUAGGGAUUUCGGAUGUGGUUGUAGAUGCAGGUGCCCCAAGAAGAAACGCGACAUUGAGGAUUCCAUGGGGUUUUGUGUAAAUAUUUGGGUAAAUUUGAUUAACCAACAGAGGGGCCACGAACGCCAAGCUGAAGUACUCAACGGCAAUGAGAUGGAGAGGCACAUUAGGGAAGACUACUUAAAACAGUUCAAAAACUAG